Messenger RNA from Pochonia chlamydosporia 170, 306 nucleotides. RefSeq lists its product as hypothetical. Bases 1 to 306 code for a protein of 101 amino acids. The record is from RefSeq and is a predicted model, not a curated record. Lineage: Eukaryota; Fungi; Ascomycota; Sordariomycetes; Hypocreales; Clavicipitaceae. The transcript has a single exon.
AUGGCAUUCACCAUCGCCCAGACGUUUAAGCUCCUGACUAUUAUUACCAGACCCUUCACGCGCAGGAUAUCAUUCCAAUUCCAGAAGCCAGUUGGCAAAAGACGACUCAGUGUUUUUCACAAGAGCGGGAUGAUGAGACAGUUCUGUCUGUUGUACCGCGGCUGUGCUAUGAGCCAGACAGCUUGUUCAAUGUUCAUUCCUGAUCGGACUGUGCAGCCAUUUUUUCUUUAUUCUUUCCCUUCUAGUUUGUUAACCCACAUGUCUGGGAGCCCAGGUGCCAGUUCAAAAAAGUACUUAAGUAUUUGA